AUGCUUUGCUAUCGUUGUUGCAGCAGCGGCAAUCGCAGCAGCAGCUGGACUCGCAGCAACAGCAGCAGCAGCAGCAGCAGCAGCAGCAGCAGCUUGCCCUUGCGCUUGGCGGUGGGGCCCCCCAGCGCUCAUCAUGUGGGUGGCAAGGGCCGACGCAGCACCACGGCUCAGCAGCAGCACGAGGAGCAGCAGCAGCAACAACAGCAGCAGCUGCUGCAGGAGCAACAGGAAGCGAAACACGCGGGAGAUCUGUGCGUGAAUGAGGCGGGAUCGACGCCGUUGCCAGCCCACUUCCGAGCAGCAAGCAGCAGCAGCAGCAGCAGCAGCAGCAGCAUUGCUGCAGCAGGGCCCAAAGAAACAGUGCAGCAGGCGCCCAUCCAGCCAGAGGCCAUGCUGCAGCUGCUACAACAAAUGAGCAGCUGUGGCUCCGUGGCUCACGUGGCUCUCGCGCUGCAGCAGCAGCAGCAGCAACAACAGCAGCAGCAGCAGCAGGAGGCGAACAUAAAGCGUAUGGCUGAGAGCCUUGGACUGUUGGAGCUCGGUGAUAGGCGCAGCAGCAGCAGCAGCAGCAGCAGCAGCUCAGCUGGCGUGGUGUCAUCGGAGGCUUCUCCAGCAGGAGUAGCGCUGAGUCAGCAGCCAUCUCAGCAGCAGCAACAGCAGCAGCAGCAGCAGCAGCGGCAGCAGCGGCAGCAACAGCUACAUACAGAGCAGGAGCAGCAGCUGAUGGCUGUGCGGCAGUGUGCACGAAGAGGCAGCGAAGGCUUCGCGGAGACCCGCGGCAGCACGGGGGGCCGCCAGCGCCGCAGGAGAGAGAAGAGGAAGGAGGGGAGGUAUUCAGUACCCUUAGCAGCAGGAGACCUUCUUGAGGGGACGGCGCUGUCACCGAGCUGCAGUUUGCUGCUGGAGGAAUGCCGACUCAAUGCCAGAGACCUCACACCCCAAGAGCUGAGCUCAGUCCUCCUGGAUUUCUCUACGAAUGCACUAGGGUCCCGCAUCAUCGUUCAUCUUCUUGAUAGCAGCACAGAUGAAGCACGCCGGCUGAUGCUGCAGCAGCUGCUGCCGCAUAUACGCAGCCUAGCAGCAGACAUAGCUGGCAACUUUAUCGUACAGAAACUCCUAGAUAUAUGCCCCCCUGAAGAGAAGAAGAUGCUGCACGGCCAGAUGCUGAAAGACGUGCUGCGGCUGUCUCUGCGCACUUAUGGGUGCCGCGUUAUCCAGAAAGCUCUUGACGUGUUGGACGAUGAGGAUAGAGUGGCUGUGGCUAAGGAACUGGAGGGCAACGUGCUGACCUGCAUUGGCGACCAAAAUGGCAACCACGUGAUUCAGAAGUGCAUAGAGAGACUACCAAAAGGAGGAGCUCAGUUUAUCCUCGAUGCUAUCGCUGGACAGGAGGCGGCCCUGGCUUCUCACUGUUACGGUUGCCGCAUCAUUCAGAGGCUGGCAGAGGCUUGCGACAUAGACCAAAUUACCCCCGUCCUCAACGCUGUGAUGGCCUCCCUGCCCUCUCUAGCAGAAGACCAGUUCGGGAAUUAUGUUAUUCAACACCUGCUGGAAUACGGCAGAGAGACAGACAAACAGGAGAUUUUGGAGUUGCUGAAGGCUAACCUCUCAAAGCUAGCGACGCAGAAAUACGCGUGCAAUGUCGUGGAGAGGGCUUUAAGCCUCAACACUCUCGGGCGGGCACAGGCGGAGUUGAUUGCCGUGGCUCUCAAACCAGAUCCCCAGAAGGGCGCUCCCGUGACGGCUUUGAUGCUGGAUCGUUACGGAAACUAUGUGGUCCAGCGAAUGGUAGAAGUUGCAGAGGGGCAGCAGCGGGUGCAGCUCUUCCACCGCCUCUUAGAGCAGUUGCCGCUUCUCCGCAGCUGCACUUACGGCAAACACAUUGUGGCGGCAUUGGACCGUCUGGAUAUCAGCGGCAGCUGUCCAAGCGAAGCAGCAGGAGCUGCUGCUGCGACGACCGCAGCGCCCGUACUACCAUUGAGGCGCCGUGGAUCAACCCUGCAGCCGCAGCAGCAGCAGCAGCAGCAGCAGCAGCAGCAAGCAGGACUUGCUUCUCCCCCCGCAGGUCGGCGCAGGACUGUGCCCCAAGACCAACGCAGUCAGCGCCAGGGGAGGAAGCAGCAACACGCCUCCCUCAGAACAGGAACCAGGCCCAAGGCAGCGAAGAGUGAGGGGGGCCCCCAAGACAUAUUAGGUGGGUUGGUGGACCGCCGCCUGCCGCGGGAGGGGCGCGGUUCAAGAAAGCCCACAGGAACGCAGCGCAAUCUUUCUAUCGCAGCUGCAGGGGGAUUAACUCAGCAGCAGCAGCAACAACAGCAGCAACAACAACAGCAGCAGCAGCUGCUGAUGCUGCUGGAAGGGAGGCGGGACUGUAUACCGCCCCAGGCAGCGGAGACGGGCCAAGGCCAGGGGCCCUUCAGCAUCCGCCCGAAGGCCGUCUCAGCUGUACCGACUGCAGCUGCGCGGCUGCUGUUAACUGACACCCCGCAGCAGACGCAUGCAGCAGUGCAGAGUGCUGCAGUGGAGGGUUUGGGGCUGCUAGCUGAUCUGCCUUGUGGCCCUCCACUUGCAGGACUGAAGAAUCCGAGGAUCGCCGCUGCUGCUGCGGAUUCAUUUGUCUUUGGAGGCGUCGACAGCAGCGGAGGGGCGGGGCCUCCCAGACCCAAUGCCCUAUCAGACCUGCUCAGCAUCUGGGGGGGACAGCAGCAGCAGCAGCAGCAGCAGCAGCAGCAGCAGCAGCCGCUGCAGCAACAACAGCAGCAGCAACCGUCUCUGUGCAGCACUGCAGACGCCGGCGCCCCCGAACCUUUCGAGGGACCCGUAGGCGAGCAAACAGGCAGUGCAGCAGGCAGGCGGGAUGAGUGGAAGUGGGGACAGACGCCUUUGUUCUUUCAUCAGCCUACACCCCCGUCUUGGUAG
Molecule: messenger RNA, 2919 nt
Organism: Eimeria mitis
Lineage: Eukaryota; Apicomplexa; Conoidasida; Eucoccidiorida; Eimeriidae
Product: pumilio-family RNA binding repeat domain-containing protein, putative
Exons: 12
Coding region: 1-2919 (972 amino acids)
Biological process (GO): post-transcriptional regulation of gene expression
Cellular component (GO): cytoplasm
Molecular function (GO): mRNA 3'-UTR binding
Source: RefSeq, a predicted model, not a curated record